AUGCUCGCCGCCGACUCGCCGGACGUCCAAAAUCAGAAGAAACCGCAGAUAACCUUACACUUCAUCAACGCAAGUCUGACUUGGGUUAUUAGGCUGUUGUUCGCUCUCUUCUUCUUUCAAUGCGUCGUCGUUUUGCUCACACGCUAUUCACCGCCGCGUUCCCCAGGCCGGACCACCAGUAUAGUCUCCAUCUCCGCCGCCGUUAACAAAACCGCUGAAGAAUGUCCGUACGGCAGAGUGUACGUGUACGACCUUCCGUCCAGAUUCAACAAAGGCUUGUUGGCGCGAGGUUGCCGGAAUUCGAAUUCCGAUCGCUGGCAGUGCGAAGUUGCAACGAAUCACGGCUUCGGCCGGCUGGCGGAGGAGCUCCGGGGAAUCAUGCCGGAGAAUCUGAUCCAAUCGUGGUACCGGACGAAUCAAUUCUCCCUGGAGGUGAUUUUCCACCACCGGAUCCUCCGCCACCGAUGCCGCACCAGGAAUCCGGCGUCCGCCGCGGCGUUUUACAUCCCGUUCUACGCCGGAAUGGCGGUGGAGCAGUACCUCUGGUCCAACGACCUCCCCAGACGCGACCGCCGCUGCAGAAUGCUGUUGAAGUGGCUGCGGAAGAAACAGUACCGGCGAAGAUCCGACGGUUCAGAUCACUUCCUCACGCUCGGCCGGAUCACGUGGGAUUUCCGGCGCCCGACCCGAUCCGCAAACGGGUGGGGCUCCGCCUUUCUAAACAUGCCGGCGAUGCAAAACGUGACCCGUAUAAUCAUCGAGAAGGCCACGUGGGACCCACUCGAGCUCGGUGCACCCUACCCCACCGGAUUCCACCCCAAAACCCUAACCGCCGUCGCCCAAUGGCAGGACUUCGUCCGUACCCGGACCCGCACGCGCCUCUUCACCUUCAUCGGCGCCACGCGCCCCUCCGCCAAGGAGGAUCUCCGGGGGCACCUCCGGAGCCACUGCCUGAACUACACAGAUUCGUGCUGGCUCGUCGACUGCGCCGCCGUCCGAUGCGACGGCGACUCAUCAGCGACGGUGGAGGCACUGCUAGGGUCCGACUUCUGCCUGCAGCCGGCGGGGGAUAGUUUCACGCGCAAGUCGGUUUUCGACUGCAUGUUGGCCGGUUCGGUUCCGGUUUUCUUCUGGACCGGGACGGCUUACGAUCAGUACGAGGGGUUCUUGCCGGAAAAACCAGAGAGCUUCUCUGUGUUCAUAGAUCACGGAGCAGUGUGGAAUGGGACUUCGCCGGUGAAGAAUGUCCUAAUGAAGUAUGGUAAAGAGGAGAUCUUAAGGAUGAGGGAGAAGGUGAUCGAGACAAUAAUUCCGAGGAUAAUUUAUGGUGAUCCCAUGGGAGGAUUGUUGGAUUUUAGGGACGGUUUUGAUCUUGCCCUUGAAAGGGUUUUGAAGAGGAUAGCUACUUCUUAA
Andrographis paniculata is the source of this 1413-nucleotide messenger RNA. Its product is annotated as xyloglucan galactosyltransferase XLT2-like. Gene Ontology annotation, molecular function: galactosyltransferase activity. The transcript has a single exon. The record is from RefSeq and is a predicted model, not a curated record. Lineage: Eukaryota; Viridiplantae; Streptophyta; Magnoliopsida; Lamiales; Acanthaceae. Gene Ontology annotation, biological process: xyloglucan biosynthetic process. Bases 1 to 1413 code for a protein of 470 amino acids.